AUGUUUUUCGCUACCUGUCAUGCGCAAAUUGCAAUGCGAUAUAAAUUUUCCACAACUCACGAGGCAAAUGAAGAAUGUAGCGGCAAUUCAUCAAAUUCUGGAACAUUUUCAAUGUUUACUUUCAACGGUAAGUUCAAUGAAACAUGGAAAUAUGAAAACAUUAUGCUGGUUAACUCAUGA
Messenger RNA from Clunio marinus, 180 nucleotides. The record is from the annotation of a GenBank genome assembly. NCBI's taxonomy places the organism in Eukaryota, Metazoa, Arthropoda, Insecta, Diptera, Chironomidae.